Lactuca virosa is the source of this 714-nucleotide messenger RNA. The record is from the annotation of a GenBank genome assembly. Lineage: Eukaryota; Viridiplantae; Streptophyta; Magnoliopsida; Asterales; Asteraceae.
AUGGACAGUAACUUCAACGACGGUGAUGCCGGGGUGAUCAAAGCCAAAACCAGAACGUGUUCUAUGCAAGAAGGCCUUCGACUGCCACACGAAUAUUGUCGCUCAACACACGGCGGGAUGGCUUCCGCCGGCCAAGUCUUGUUGCCACACCAACUCUGUAAAUCAACCGGCAUCAGCAGGUUUUCCGAAGGUGGCCAUGCAAUCAAUCCCCCAGUUAGUCAAAAGAAAGACAAAAACCUCAUGUUGCCUCAUGAAUUUUUUGGCGGGAAUGGGAGUCGUAUUGCACGAGAAGAAACCCUGUUGCCUCAUCAACCGUGUGAAUCAGUCGACAGCAGCUGGUUUUCCGAUAGUGAAGAAAUCAUGUUGCCGCAUCAACUGUGUGAAUCAAGCGGCGACAGCAGGUUCUCCGGUGGUGCAAUUAAACAUGAUAAUAGUCCAAAGAAAGACAAAACCAUCACAGAAGAAUUCGGGGAAAGGUGUCAAUCAAGAUGCGGUGAGAAGAACUUGUUACCCCAUGAAUUACUCGGCAAGAAAACUGAGGUUUCAGAUUCUGCAAUCAAACUCUCUAUCAGUAACAAGAAUGAUCAGAAUCUCCUCUUGCCAUGUACUCUUUCGAUAGAGAUGAAGAUCCCAGAUGGAAACUUUUCUAAGGAUAUGAUCAUGCUUUCCGUGAAUCAUGCAGGAACUGCCUUCGAGCUUUCUUUGAGCAGAUAG